Messenger RNA from Lucilia sericata (common green bottle fly), 1833 nucleotides. RefSeq lists its product as uncharacterized. Lineage: Eukaryota; Metazoa; Arthropoda; Insecta; Diptera; Calliphoridae. The record is from RefSeq and is a predicted model, not a curated record. Bases 1 to 1833 code for a protein of 610 amino acids. The transcript is spliced from 2 exons.
AUGAACGUUUCGAUAUUUCAAGACGCAAAUAUUAGACGUAUCGGAGUUUUAGCUCAACCCGAAUACAUAAAUGUAUUUGUGGCCAAUGCUCUACGUUUUGUUAUACAAAAUGUUUUUGCUAAUAUUACCAAUGAUUUUGUCUUUACAUUAUCAACCGGUGGAGGUCUGGUGGGAUUUUGGUUUAAUGAUAUAAUGACCAAAUUAUUUGCAACUUGGGGUUUUAUGGCCGUACAGCUGGUAAUUUUGGAUAAAAGGACUAAAUAUAUGGAGGUGCCGGGAAAACGUUAUUGUAAUAUGAUUGUGAUAGAUUCGUUCAGAAGUCUGGAGAAGACACAUAUUGCGGAAUACAAUAAAAAUUCUGAUGGUUUGGAGUAUUAUUUUAUAUUUCUACAGAUACGUGAUAAAUUACUUGAAAGGGAAAUGCAAAUGAUUUUUAGAUAUUGUUUUGAUAACUAUUGGAUACAUUGCAAUAUUAUGGUGCAAACGGCAAGAGGAGAAAUAUUUAUUUACACUUAUUUUCCUUUUAAGGAAAAUAACUGUUUUCAGACACAACCGGAAGUUAUAAAUAAAUUUAUAGGCGAACGUUUCGAGAACGAUGUAAUGUUUCCAAAUAAAUUAAGAAAUUUUAACAAAUGUCCUUUGAAAUUAACCACUUGGGAUAUACCACCGUUUGUAAUUAAUGGAACGGGAUUUCAAGAAACGGAUCGUGAAAUAAACGGUUUUGAAAUAAUUAUAAUGAUUGCUAUAAGUAAAAAAUUAAAUUUUACUUUGGAUAUAGAUAUGAUUUCCAUAGAUAACUAUCAUAUGAAUCAAACUCCAGCAAUUAUACCUAUGAGAAUGCUCAAAAAUCGUGAGACCAACAUAACUAUGGGUUAUUUUCGACGUACAGCUUUAAGAGAUCAACUUGCUACACCCAGUUAUGUCACAUACUAUUUGCCUUUUGUAGCUGUAAUGCUGCGUAGACAAACUCAAUUUCAGUCUAUGGGAAUGUUGACAUUUCCUUUCGAUAAAAUCACUUGGAUUUUGAUAAUAGUGAUUUAUUUGUUAAUUGUUUUAAUGAACUGGUUAAAUGUUAAAAAUCGAAUAGUACAAAAUUUUCAAAUACAUCAAGUCUUUAUGGGUAUGCCUAUAAAAAAUACCCCCAAGGAAAGCUCAAAAAGAGUACGUUUAAUGGUUAUGCUUGUUACCUCAUUCAUUUUACGUUCCGUCUAUCAGUCGCUACUUUUCCAUCUAUUUCGUACCCAUUUCUAUGAGUUACCGCCCGUAACUCUAGAUGGCUUAGUAGCCCAAGGCUAUAAAGCAGUUUGUUCUGCUAUGUCGUUAAAUUUCAUAGUAAACGUACCACAAAUUCAGGACAGGUCACUGCCUUUAUAUGUCAUCCACAGUACCAAUGAAAUGUAUCCCUUGUAUUUUUUAGAAGUUAAUCAAGAUCAAAAUUUCGUAGCCAUGUCUAUUUUCGAAUUCACUUUAUUCUACGCUCUCGGUAUAUUAUCUCGGCAUAAUGCCUUGCAGAUCUUACCCAUUAAUGUAAAUGAACAGCAGAUUGGUUUCUAUUUCGUGAAGCAUUCGUAUUUGGUGGAUCAAUUUAAUAAUUACAUUUUAUAUUUUCAACAAGCUGGUCUCUUGCAGAAAUGGAAAGAAUGGUCUAAUAUGGAACAUCUAGUGAGUCAACAGAAUGGUCAUUCAACCUCUUAUGAAAAUGUUUUCAUGGUUAAUUUGAAACAACUGCUGGGAUUUUUCUACGUAGUGCUAAUGAUGCACUCGGUAGCGUUUGCAGUUUUUGCUCUGGAAUUAUUGUCAAAGAAAAUUAAGUGGUUACAAAGGAUUUUUUAG